Messenger RNA from Sphaerodactylus townsendi, 4387 nucleotides. It is a transcript of the gene ST6GALNAC3, whose product is annotated as ST6 N-acetylgalactosaminide alpha-2,6-sialyltransferase 3. NCBI's taxonomy places the organism in Eukaryota, Metazoa, Chordata, Lepidosauria, Squamata, Sphaerodactylidae. Gene Ontology annotation, biological process: ganglioside biosynthetic process; oligosaccharide metabolic process. Gene Ontology annotation, molecular function: alpha-N-acetylgalactosaminide alpha-2,6-sialyltransferase activity. The coding region runs from base 411 to 1187 and encodes 258 amino acids. The transcript has 6 exons. The record is from RefSeq and is a predicted model, not a curated record.
CUGAUGGGUGGAACAACCCGGGCAUGAAAAGACUAACGUGACUAACGGACCUGAGAAUUGUGGUUCCUUGUUCGGAUCUUCAGGAAUGUAAGCACGGGCCGUUUUGCUUCUCUUCUGCCUCAGACUGGAUCUGUUACUCACAAAACAGAAUCCUGCUGCUUUGGGGGUACGAAAGAACAUGGCCUGCGUUUCGAAGGGUAGAAUUUAUUGAAGAACGUAGGCACAGCAAGGAAGGAGGGAGGGAUGUGUGCCUGCACAGAAGACCCCUCAACAAAUAACAGUUACAGCGCAAGACUAUUAUUCUGGCAAGUACUGUGGCAGCUUUGUUGUUCCUGAUCAUUGUCCGUCUUACGAAUGAAGUCAGCUUUCCUCUGAUCUUCAACUGCUUUGGUAAAACCAGUGUCAAAUGGAUGCCAUUCUCCUACUCCCAAAGACGGCCUCUAAGGACACACUAUGGAUAUAUUAAUGUGAGAACCCAAGAGCCUUUACAUCUGGAGUGUGACAUUUGUGCCAUUAUUUCAAACUCAGGACAGAUGACAGCACAGAAAGUAGGAUACGAAAUUGAUCAGUCCUCAUGUAUAUGGAGGAUGAACAAUGCUCCUACCAAGGGCUAUGAAGAAGAUGUUGGGAAGAGGACAACAGUCCGAGUUGUCUCCCAUACCAGUGUCCCUCUUUUGCUUAAGAAUCCUGAAUAUUUUUUCAGGGAAACCAACAACACAAUCUAUGUAAUCUGGGGACCUUUUCGAAACAUGAGAAAAGAUGGCAAUGGCAUUGUGUACAACAUGUUGAAAAAGACUGUGGAUAAUUACCCUGAGGCCAAAAUCUAUGUAACCACAGAAAAGCGCAUGAGUUACUGUGAUGAAGUAUUUAAAAGGGAAACGGGGAAAGACAGAGUCCAGUCAGGAUCCUAUCUCAGCACUGGCUGGUUUACCUUAAUACUGGCUAUGGAUGCUUGCUACAGAAUACACAUCUAUGGGAUGAUAAAUGACACCUACUGCAAGUCAGAAGGCUUUCGAAAGGUUCCUUAUCACUACUACGAACCAGGAAGAGAUGAAUGUGAUGAGUACUUUCUGCAUGAAAAUGCACCCUAUGGAGGCCAUAGGUUUAUCACAGAAAAGAAAGUGUUCGCUGAGUGGGCUAAGAAGCACAGUAUAAUAUUUACACAUCCUAACUGGACAUUGUCUUGAUGUUGGAUCUCCCAGCCUUUUACUAUUAGCAUAAUAUUAUGCAUAAGAAAUUCCUCAGUAUACAAUUAUACGUGCAACUGACUGUAUCUUCUCAAUGUUGAUAUUUAUAUGAAUGAUAAACAAGAUAAAGAAUGGCUCCACUGUGGAACAAGGAUAGAUUUACCAAUCUAUGGAAGACAUACAAGAUGCUUAUUAUAUCUCUUAGGGUUGUAAAUCACAAAUGCACUUUAUUCUUAACUGGAUUUUUAAUUCAAAAUGGCAGCAGUUUGGUUUAAAGAUUCUUUUAAGGGAUAUAACACACUUCUGGGCAGCCAAAACAUUUGGAUUGUUUGGGCUUUCUGUUAUGAGUACUUGAGGUUAGGUUGUAGGUUUUCAUUAUUAAGGUAACUCGAUUUUUGUCUUAAACACAACCAAACUAAAGACCAGCAAUGUGCAUAGAUUUUUAAUUAUAUAAAUAACUAAAAUCUCACUGUAUUCCAGUUCAGACAAGAUGCAAUCAAUGGUUUGCAAUUCUGGUUUUGCUGGGAAUUGAAAAGUGUAGUUUGUUGGUUGGUAUAGAACAGAAAAUUAUAGUUUGUCAUGAAAGGGGGGAUAUUGGAGCAUAAGGGAGAAAGAAAGGGUUGUGCACAUCAUAUGAAACAAUUCUGCACAUAAGAAAAUUAGAAAUGGGUUAGGAACAAUUUGUGAACAGAUAGCCUCAACACAGGAAGAUUUUGUAUGUCUAAGGCCCAGGGGUAGUUGAAGUGCUGUGACUUGACAAUCUGCUUUCAUAGCAGUUAGUAUUAUGUUGAAAGAUCCAGGUUUUCUGGAUAUUGUCUAACAUUCUUGUGGCAUUGAUUCGUCUAAUUUUUGCCUUCAACUGCAUUCUCUUUGUAGAACAGUACUUCUGUAAAUUCUGUAUGAGAUGUUGAGGAAGUUCUCUUGUCUUGAAUGUGGAAUUUUAAAAGUCCAGCAUCUAAUACCUCUAAUAUAGUUCUGGAAAGUAAAUCCUAUGUGAUCUUGAACAGUGGCUCAAUUCUCUGCCUCAAAUUCUCCAUAUUUACAAAUGGGGAUAACACCUACCUCAUGAGGAUGUUGCAAAAUAAGCAAAUGUGCAUAUUUAGUGCUUUUUAAAGAAAUGAUGCUUUGCUUGUAAUUCUUAUAGCUACCCAUGGGUAUUUGGCACACAUUUUUCUGUGCUGGGUAUUUGAGGAACAUCAAACCAAAGAUGAGAAAUCAGUGCUGUAAAAUGUUGAAUAUCUUCAUUUAUUUCUUUCAGUGUACAUCCUCAAUGAAUUAUCCUUUUAAUGGGUGUAACUUUGUAAAUGUUACCAGUAGUACUUGCCCAUUUCUAACUGAAAUACAGUAUAAUUUUAUUUAUCAAGCUGAUACUGGAAACAUCCCACAGUGCUAGAUAACUAUGCUAGUUAUAUUGGUUUAUAACAGCAGAAAGGAUCUAAGAACCAAGGAAAAGUGUGAAGUAGACCAUGAAGCAAGGUUUGGAUAAUAUGGCAUUUAUUAUACAGCAUCUCAUUAUGAAAUUAGCUCAGUUACCACAUAAUUAAGGUGGCAUGAAUCCUACCUCCCUAUUCAGCAAAGUUUGAAGACUACCUCUUGUCUUAAAAGUCCUCAUCAAUUUAAAUGCCUUUUCUGCUGGAAGAACACUUAAGUUAGAAGAAGUCUUCAAAUUUUGCUAAACAGAGUGAUAGGCUACAUGCUGAUAAGUUCCAAUCAGAACAAGUGUUCUUUAAUUGAUGUCUAAAGUCAGCAGAGCUCCUUAUGUCAAAUGCUGAAUACCUGGAAUAUCAGAAUUACAACACUGAAUAAGUAAUACUGUUAAAACUUGAAAAGAGGUUAAGUGACUGUUACACUUGUGUAACGGUCAACAAGCAUAUAAACCACCAGACCUUUUGUAUUUCUUUACUGUAUCAUAAGAAAUCAUUAGCAAAAUCAUGUUUUGUACAUGAAAGUGUUUGUAUAAGGAUCGUAUUUCCUACUGUAUAUUUGUAUAUAGAGGUCUAUAUUUUUAAUGUUCAUAGCAUAUACAUUCCCAUCAUCAUCAUCAUUAAGUGAUAACUUACGAUUGUGUGAUUUACCCCAGGACAGUUGUCUUUUGCCCCACAUGAAACUAGAGCUGUUUAUUUACUUACCUCUGGUGAAUUACCUCAAUUCCCUGCUUUAGUGAUGGGCUUGCAACUAACUAAGGGUAAAUGCAUCAUUCAUCUUGGUUCAGCAGUCAAGGGUUAAAUCAGAAUGUAUGAACAGACCUUGGAGGAAACCAUUCAACAUUAGUUCUUUGGGGUUCUUUACUCUUUUUUGGAGAUCCUGUUAUCAGUCUUUCCCUUGUAUUUCAAUUGUAUCCUUGUUUGAUGAUUCUUAAACGCUUCUUCCUGAUCAUUUUUUUUUAAAUUCAGUGUUUUGGAUUUUAGUCUUCAUGUGUUUUGGAUUUUAGUUUACACUUUACCCAAGUGUAAACUAUGUUUAGCUGGCUUGGAAUGUCAUUCAGAUACUAAGAUGGUAAUUGGGGAACUAAACAUCUAUCUAUUUAAUUCCAGUUUUGGAGUUUAGAUUCCCCCAAAUAAUUCUGAACAUUGUAAUUUGGUGAAAGUGCUCUUAAUUGUUUUAUCCCCAAGCCCUAAAAUAUUAAUCCUUCCCCCCCCCUCCCCAAUAUCUAGCUUUUUUGGGACAAUGACAUGACUGCAAAACUUCUUUAUAUUUAUAGAGUAGAAUAUCUUUGAAAUGAGUAACCAAGCUCUUUUCUACAGUGCUGUUUGGCUGCCUAGCACUAAACAAAACAUGAAACCAUCUACAGUGCUGUCUGGCUGCCUAGCGCUAAACAAAACAUGAAACCAUCAGUACUUAAAAAUGUAAGAUUUUUAAUGUAAGAUUGUAAUGUAAGAUUGUUAAAAGAUUGUUAAAUUUAAGAUUGGAGCAGCAGUUCCUCAUUUCACAGUCAUCUGUCUGUAUCAGACUGUUGGACUGCAAUUUAGCACAGGUAAAAGAAAAUCAAUGUAAAUGGGAGGUGAAUUUACACCUGACUAGUAGAUUUUGAAUCUGAUUAAUCAACAUGUCUGACUUUCUACUUACUUUCCAGGACAUUAUGAAAGUUCAGACACAGUGCUGAUGGGUUUAGUUUCCUUUGGCUAAGAUAGAACUGGUGAAUUACCUCAAUUCUCUGCUUUAGUGGUGGUUUUAAUUAAUACAAGGGGUUUUUUUAAAAA